GGUCACCGAGCCUCUCUUUCACUUCCGGGUGAUGUUGACUGCAAAGCGGCAGAGACCGCCCUGCUCCGCUAACGAUUCUCACCACCACCCAAAGAUUGCAUUAUUCGGUCAUUUUUACAGCUAAUAUCCCCGCCAGAGUCGGUCUGUUACACACUGGUGCUGUCUCAUCGCUGUAAAGACAGAAACGUCCCACCAAUGAGCUGCUGGCUUGGAGCUAACGGGCUAGCACGGAGCUAACAGGCUAACGGGUUCAUGUCGGGCGGAGCUGCUGUGAGCUCGGAGAUUUCUACGACGAGCUGGCGGCUCUUCACCCUAUCCUGUCCGUCAACUUCCUGCUCAGGGGCUUCACACACUCGGUCAUCGUUGCUCUGUCCGUCUGCUCUGCAGCUGCGUCGGACCGGCCUGACGCCUGCCAACACAGGGCACAGCCAGUCAAAACUCAUGCUAACAACAGCUCCUGGAUCUUAAAGACACACCUUCAGGAGAGUCGCUGUGCUGCCUUCACAUAUCGAGCCCACAAGUGUUCAGACGGAGGAGGCGGUCCUCGAAACGGAGCCGCAAAGCUAGCGAUGCCCGGAUCCACGCCGGCCAGCAGCAAGGCUCGGGUGUACACCGACGUCAACACACAGAAGAACAGAGAGUACUGGGAUUAUGACGCACACGUGCCAAACUGGAGCAAUCAGGACAACUAUCAGCUGGUCCGUAAGCUGGGCAGGGGGAAAUACAGCGAGGUGUUUGAGGCCAUAAAUGUGACCAACAAUGAGAAAGUGGUGGUGAAAAUCCUGAAGCCAGUGAAGAAGAAGAAGAUCAAACGUGAAAUCAAAAUUCUUGAGAACCUGCGUGGAGGAACCAACAUCAUCCGCCUGGUGGACACUGUCAAAGACCCUGUGUCCAGAACUCCAGCGCUCGUCUUUGAGUGCAUCAAUAACACAGAUUUUAAGGAGCUUUACCAGAAGCUGACAGACUAUGAUAUCCGUUACUACAUGUAUGAGCUUCUCAAGGCUCUGGACUACUGUCACAGCAUGGGCAUCAUGCACCGGGAUGUGAAGCCGCACAACGUGAUGAUCGACCACCAGCUCAGAAAGCUGCGUCUCAUCGAUUGGGGUUUGGCCGAGUUCUACCAUCCCGCUCAGGAAUACAACGUCAGGGUGGCCUCUCGUUAUUUCAAAGGCCCCGAGCUGCUAGUGGACUAUCAGAUGUACGACUACAGUCUGGACAUGUGGAGUUUAGGCUGCAUGUUGGCCAGCAUGAUCUUUCUGAAGGAACCGUUUUUCCAUGGCCAGGACAACUACGACCAGCUGGUCCGCAUCGCUAAGGUCCUGGGCACCGACGAGCUCUUCGGUUACCUGCACAAGUAUCACAUAGAGCUGGACACUCGCUUUAAAGACCUGCUGGGACAACAAACCCGUAAGCGCUGGGAGCAGUUCAUCCAGUCAGAGAACCAACACCUGGUCAGCCCCGAGGCCCUGGACCUGCUGGACAAACUGCUGCGCUACGACCACCAGCAGAGGCUGACGGCGGCCGAGGCCAUGCAGCACCCUUACUUCUAUCCUGUGGUGAAGGAACAUGCAAACGCCAACACAGACGGCACAAAGGCCAUCAGCAGCUCGAACGCUACAUGAUGAGCAGAGAGCAGGACGAUUCUUUGUUACCUCAACGUGUGACCUUUUCGUGGCAGAACUCUCUGCCUCCACAUGGACAGCCAUACAGGAGCAAGAUGUCAGUUUAACACAAACACAGAUUAUACUCCGUCUCCCUGCAGCCCGGGGAUCUGUGCUGCUGGGUCCACGUCACAGAUAAACACGAUCUGGACUCAGGUCUGACCCCCUCUCCUCCCCUCUCCUCCCCUCCUCCCCCCUCCCUCCUGUUUCUAAAGAGUGAGCAGAGUGACUGUGGUUGGAUCGUGUCACGCCGGUGUUGUGCUGUAAAGACGUUUGUCCGUCACUACGACGCUGAGCUGAGCUGAGAUCCAGCUCCAGGUUUUAGCUCGGAGCGGCUCGGAGGCUCCGCUCUGCUCUGAUAGAACAAAAGCUAUAUUAAGAGAAUAAACCGUUUUUAUUUAAAGGA
Cheilinus undulatus (humphead wrasse) is the source of this 2067-nucleotide messenger RNA. RefSeq names its product casein kinase II subunit alpha'-like. NCBI's taxonomy places the organism in Eukaryota, Metazoa, Chordata, Actinopteri, Labriformes, Labridae. The coding region runs from base 570 to 1622 and encodes 350 amino acids. The transcript is spliced from 13 exons. Gene Ontology annotation, cellular component: nucleus; cytosol; protein kinase CK2 complex. Gene Ontology annotation, biological process: protein phosphorylation; regulation of chromosome separation. Gene Ontology annotation, molecular function: protein serine/threonine kinase activity; ATP binding. The record is from RefSeq and is a predicted model, not a curated record.